AUGUUUUCUUUCGGUAAAACAGUGCGCAACAUAGCUUCCAACGGCUUCCAGCAUAACCCUCCUGUAACAAUAAGAAUAAAUAAUCGAACUUUCCGUACAAACUUAAUCUUUGCUGCAUCUUUGAGUAACAAAAUAGAAGAACUGGUCAGACUAGAUGCCACAAUAACAUUUUUCGAAUUUUAUUGUUUUAUUCAAGACCCAAAUACUUACGAUGUUCUUAAAUCCAUAUUUAAUGGUUCUCCAAAUCAAAUUCCAAUGAAAGAUCAAGUAGUUCAAGAUAUUUUUGUAGUCGGCAAAGAAAUGAAAUGCGAUGACAUGAUUUCAUUAUUUGUUGAGAGAUGUAACCUACAAACAAUUGAUAUGUCAAACCUUGAUGAUCACAUUUUAUAUUCCAAAUAUUUAGGAUAUUCUCCUCAGUUUGUUGAAUUUGUUGCAAGUAAUAUACCCAGAUUUUCCUUACUUUUACCACUCCCAUGUAAUUUCUGGGGAAAAAGAUAA
This is a messenger RNA of Trichomonas vaginalis G3, 498 nucleotides long. Its product is annotated as ankyrin repeat domain-containing protein 61 family. Lineage: Eukaryota; Parabasalia; Trichomonadida; Trichomonadidae. The record is from RefSeq and is a predicted model, not a curated record. Bases 1 to 498 code for a protein of 165 amino acids. The transcript has a single exon.